Messenger RNA from Gloeophyllum trabeum ATCC 11539, 807 nucleotides. RefSeq lists its product as uncharacterized. Bases 1 to 807 code for a protein of 268 amino acids. The transcript is spliced from 6 exons. The record is from RefSeq and is a predicted model, not a curated record. Lineage: Eukaryota; Fungi; Basidiomycota; Agaricomycetes; Gloeophyllales; Gloeophyllaceae.
AUGCUCACGGCGGCGCUGUGCAAGACGACGUCCGGGAUCAAGACUGUGCGGGACAACAACAGGGAGGACUUCUACGACAAAACGGACGUGAGGGACAUGCGCGCGCUCGCGCUCGACUUCCUCGGGGGUGCCCAGCGUGUGUCCCCGGAGACAUGGAAUAUCAGUAACGGCUCGGUAAGACCAUCGCACACCCCCACUCUCACCGCGUGCGCCACUCACCAGGACAGCGCUGAGGUGUUCUACAGCAACCGAGAGGUCAUACUACACCGAACCGUCGCGAGAGCGCAUGUCCGGACCAUUCUCCAAGUCGGUGAUGUGCACAAACAAAAAGCCGGGCCCCGUGCGCGAGUCUUGAAGAAAGGUAACCUGACGCAGCCGGGGGGGGGGGGGGGCGUGCGCUUGCAAACUCCAUGGAGCGAUAUUGCCCAGACAGCGAAGACUGCUCGGAAAUCGGGGGACAGAACCCCCGCAGAGCCGAACUGCAGCAUUUUGGUCGCCGCCUGGGAAAGCUUACCUUCCGCGAUCCUGUCGUUCUGCAACUAUGGGACUGUCAUGCGCGCCGACGGCGAGCAAAGCCUUCAGAGAGAGCGCAGCAGUUAUCGGAAACCUCCUGAGGAUCGGGUCGGUCCGACGAAAGCGCCGAGCGCAGGGGGGUAUACAACAGGCUGUGAGGGCAGCGACGAUCACCGCGAGUACGCUCGGUAUUGGGGUGCGCGGACCGUCCAGUGUGAUCGAAAAGCGCGGCCCAGUGGGGCGCUGCGGGAGGCGCACGCCGAGGAGAGAGAAAAUGGGACAGGGACCAGAUAA